Messenger RNA from Mollisia scopiformis, 1237 nucleotides. RefSeq lists its product as uncharacterized. The transcript has 3 exons. The record is from RefSeq and is a predicted model, not a curated record. NCBI's taxonomy places the organism in Eukaryota, Fungi, Ascomycota, Leotiomycetes, Helotiales, Mollisiaceae. Bases 1 to 1020 code for a protein of 339 amino acids.
AUGUCGUCUGCUCCUACCCUCUUCAUCUGGUUUCCCAGCGUACUUUUAGCAAAUUCCGUGCCUUGGCCUUCCUUUCCUCUUCACCAAUCAUCAUCAUUCACAUUCACUAUUAGUCUAACAUUACUGGAGACUGUCGAUAUCAGGAUGAACCCCCAGCUGUCCAAUGUCGAACUCCCGCAAGAUGCUCGCAGACAAACUAUCGAACAGGCCAGAACCGCGCUUCGACAACACAUUGGUUUGGAACCAGGAAGAACCCGGACUUCAACAGUUGCACAGGUUGGGUUUUGGCUGAAAUUAUCUCACACCCCGAGCCUUUGCCGACUGGACUGUGAUACGCCUACCAUCGCUAGCAAAACAUAUCGUAUCUCUGUUCGACCUGGUAUGCCCAAUAUGGCUCGGUUUCGGGGGACGACACACGUCUCGUUCUACCACGUACACUGUUUUGAGAAAAUUGCAGACUUUUCUCAAACCCAUUAUUUGGAUCGUCUUCGACCUGUUACUCGUCAGUAUCCGACUUCGUCAAGUCACUCUUCUAUUCCGCCAGAUGCCAUAAGUGCCGGACGCCAUGUGCUUGAUGCCGGAGCUCAACUACUCUUUGAGUUCUGGAAGUCUAUAAUCUGUAGUGCCAUUCAGCGGAAUGGUCACGAGCAGCCUGGCGUCGGUGUCAUAAAUUGGCCUGCAUUUAUGGACGAAGUCGAUUGGUGUAACUCCAGAAAGCACGUUGAUACCCUUUCAUAUCGGCACGACUCUUCAGCGUGGAAUUUCUUCAACGAAUUUCUAGCCCUUCCGACACCCGAUCCCUUCGGACCAGGAUUUUGCACGAGCCUGAGCACAAGCCUGCAGCGUUGGGAUCUAGCUAAACGUGUUUGUCGUGCUGAGCGGUACGAUGCACUUAUGUUCCAGGGAAUAAGCUCCGGAGCCUUCCACACGAUGAGACAGAGGAUCAGCGACGAUGAAGUGAAAAGCACUGUCCGGCUACUGUCCUACGUGUGGGAGGACGACACAUUUCGUAGAAGCUGAGGUGUAAAGGUUUUCACCACUGGGCUUGAGAGGAAGGUCUGCGUUGAAGGAUUCCUGUCGGUGCUAAUAAGCGUUCAAGCCCGCUUGUAGCCAAGGAAAGCUGAAGUUUUCGUAAUUGAAUAUGCUGCGUUUCUUCUGUACCACCCCUCCCCUUACACUUGAUCUGAAAAAGAUCACCACAAUCGGUUGGGAGAUGUCUUGUCGCAAAUAGAGGAAU